Amphibalanus amphitrite is the source of this 2680-nucleotide messenger RNA. Its product is annotated as HAUS augmin-like complex subunit 5. The transcript is spliced from 12 exons. The record is from RefSeq and is a predicted model, not a curated record. NCBI's taxonomy places the organism in Eukaryota, Metazoa, Arthropoda, Thecostraca, Balanomorpha, Balanidae. The coding region runs from base 154 to 2013 and encodes 619 amino acids. Gene Ontology annotation, cellular component: HAUS complex; centrosome. Gene Ontology annotation, biological process: centrosome cycle; spindle assembly.
GGGUGGUGUAUGGGGCGUUAGAUUUUCGGAGUCGUGGCAUUUUCCAAAACAUUUUCGUAAAUUUCGAAAUUAAAACAUUUUAUUGUCAUCGAGCGAUCAAAACAAGAGGCCGUGUUUGAUUGAUGUAUUACUAACUUACGUAGAGCAGCGGCCAUGCCGGCGGCGGCGGCGGCGGCGGCGCGCACCAUGUCGCACGACCUGCACGUGUGGCUGAUGAACGAGAUGGAGUACGACGCCAGCGGCGCAGACGGCUACCGGACGAUCCCCUCGCCCGAGAACCUCGCCGAGCUGUGCGUGGGUGAGCUGCCGGACGUGUGGAAGUACCUGAUGGAGCACGUGUACGGACCGCACAGCAUCCACGCCGUCAAGGGCAACCUGCAGCUGUGUCGCGGCCGGCACGGAAAACGGCUGGUGUCUUCUCCUGAGGAGAAAUCUCUGCAGAAGAAAAAGGAACGGCUCACAAAGAGUCUUCGCCAGGUCAACUCCAGUGUUGAGCAUCUAGAGAGCGAAAUCAUGAAGCUGGAAGAAGAAAUCAUCAGCAAAAGCUCGUCGGUGCUGGAGCGGCGCGAGGCGUGCCGCCGCGAGCAGCGACUGGCCGCCGCGCACCGGCUGCACUCGGCGCGCUGUCAGCGCGAGCUCAGCGGAACGGCGGCGCUGACCGGCCGGCUGGCGCAGCUGGCCGGCGAGCGCACGGACGGCGGCCGGCCGGCCGACACACACACCGUCUGUAUGCGUCAGAUCAGCGAGGCCACGGAGCUGCUGGCGGGCCACAUCGACCGGUGUCUGGAGCGCGCGCCCACGGCCGACUCUCUGGCGCGCGCUGAGCGCUCCAUCCAGGCCACGGUGGCGCGGCACGCGGCGGCCGACAUACUGCGCAGUCUGGCCGGCCUGCAGCAGCGCGCCGGACUCCAGCUGGCGCGCAAACUGCAGGCGGACACCGAGCCGCCGACCGCCGGCCAGACCAGCUGUGCGCCGUCCGCCGGCAGCGGUGACCCGGUGACGCAGAAGAUCCAGCGCUCGGUGGACGAACUGCACGCACUGCACGUCACCUGGCGGGUCACCGAGGUCACCGCCCAGCGCGAGACGCGCCGGCUGCGCCACCAGCUGCUGCAGCUGACGGAGCAGCUGGCCAGCUGCGGCCACCAGGAGGAGGCUCCGGUGGACUGGCCGGCGCACCUGGCCGCCGCCGAGGCGCGCGGCCGCGCGGCCGCCCUGGAGACGGCGGCGCGCCAGCUCGGCGCCGAGGUGGAGGCGCUGGGAGCCGCGCGCUCCGCACUGGAGCAGCGCUACGCCGCCAUCCAGCGUAACCAGCAGCUGAUCGAGCGCAACAAGAGCCACAUCCAGCUGCUGAUAUCGCUGGCGGGCGACUCUGUGGCGCUGAGCCGGCAGGCGCAGCAGCGCGCGGCGGCGGCGGCUCAGCGCCAGCUGCGCCCGCUGCUCUCUCAGCUGGAGGAGGCGCAGCGCCGCGCCGCCGCACAGACGGCCGCAGAGGUCGACUCGGCCGGCCGCCGCCUGCUGGCAGACAAUAUACGCUGGGUCGUCGUGGACGGCCGUCCGCUGCUGUCUGUGCAGCUGCCCCUGUACCGGCCGGCGCCGGCGCUCCUCUCUCGCCGCCUGCGCUGCGCCGAGGCCGAGCUGCUGGAGCGGCUGCAGGCGCUGUGGCAGCAGCAGCGCGCCGACCGUCGCGCCGCCGCGCUCCGCCGGCUGCGCCACACGCUGGCGAACACCGCCGUGCCGGCCGACCGACUGGAAGAGUGCUGUCGCCGGGUGCAGAGUCAGACGGAGCACGAGCGCAGCACCCUGCUGCCGCAGCUGGAGCGGCUGUUUGUCAACAUGUCGCAGAUGGGCGCCGCGCUGAGGGAGGCCCGCGGCGCGCUCCACAACUGGACGGACCAGCCGGCCCGCUCCGCCGUCCAGCAGGUACGGCACGCCGGGCACAGCCUGCGUCAGUGGGAGCAGCGCUACGUGGCCGCGCUGGCCGCCGGCCGCGGCCCGCACCGGCCCGCCGCCUGAGCCGUGAGGUCCGGCCUGCGCCGGCCCGCACCGGCCCACCGCCUGAGCCGUGUGGUCCGGCCCGCACCGGCCCACCGCCUGAGCCGUGUGGUCCGGCCCGCACCGGCCCACCGCCUGAGCCGUGUGGUCCGGCCCGCACCGGCCCACCGCCUGAGCCGUGUGGUCCGGCCCACACCGGACCGCCUGAGCCGUGUGGUCCGGCCCGCACCGGCCCGCCGCCUGAGCCGUGUGGUCCGGCCCGCACCGGCCCACCGCCUGAGCCGGCCGCUGCCGCUCAGCGCCGCCUGCUGCCGAGCGGCGCCGAGCUGUGGUGCUGUGGCACCCGCAGCAGUGCCCGGCGCAGGACACAGUACGCAGAGCGCGCUGCCGCCCACACAGCUCCACUCAGCUCCCGCGGGAGGGACCGCCAGGGACCUCUGGGACUCGGAGACGGUCCUCGUCCGGCACUGGAGACUGGAGAGGCCAGGCGCCCGACUUUCAGCGGCACCUCACCGGAGACCGUGGACACUGCCGCGCCGAAACCAUGCGCUCUGUUCGCCGUAACCUUCUUGGGCUGGGUACGCUCCUUCGCAUGUACGCCGCGUAUUAUCACACAGUUCUAUUCGCCGAGUUCGCUGCCAAUCUGCUCUCCUUUGUAACCGAUCGCUAAUACACAUCCCGAGCAGCG